CGACAACCCUCCUGUUGUUGACACAAGAUCAAAGCGAUCCCCCAACUGCCCCAGGCCAGUUCCUGUGGCUCCCGGUGGAAUCCAACCCAGCAGAUCCGGCAAAUAUAAAAGGUCUGGUCCGGGAGUGGGGGAGCUACAUCCUGGAAGAGGAGGCCCGCGCCCCUCCUGCCCGCGCUGGUCCCCGACGCUGUGGUGGCUCCAUGGCCCCUGCCGAGGACCCCGGCCACUCCGAGCGAGGAAGCGGAAGAGCCAGCCCCCAGGCCUCAGGCCUCGAGACAGACGUGGAGCCCGGCCCUGGCAGGCAGCUGCUCCGCCAUCAGAAGGCCAUCCCCACCACUCACCUAACUUUCGUUAUUGACUGUGCCCGUGGGAAACAGAUCUCCCUGGCAGCACCCCCAGGCCUGUCUUGUGCCUCCAGCCCCUACCGAGGACCUGUGAGCCCCCCAAUGAAGACCUUCAUCAUGUUCUGCGGGGAGAGCUGUCCCCAGGUGUCUCGGGAGGGCCCCCUGGGUCAGGGAGGCCUUGCCCAGGCUAGGCACGUCCCUGUGCUACCACCCCGCGGAGGGACUGUGGCCCCGGCUUCCUGCCCAGGCAGCCCACUUUGCCCCCAGGAGGUCUCCAGAGCCAAGGAGAGCCCCUCGAAGACUCUGCCCACAAGGUCCUCAGCUUGGGGAACAGUCAAGGGCUCCCUCAAAGCCCUCUCCUCCUGUGUCUGUGGGCUUGCUGACUAACUGGGUUGGGGGGGGGGCAUGCCAGACUUGUCCACCCAGGGGUUAGGAUUCCCAGGCUUGUACCCUGUCCCCAGCCAAGCAGAAGGCUUUCAGGCCUGAGCCAACAACUCUGGGUCCACUUAUAGCCGAGGCAGGAUAAGGCCCACCCACAAGAAAACAGAUUAAUUCAUUCACACAACAAAUUCUAAUGGAGCCUAUUCUACAUGCCAGCUCUGGGAAGUGCUAGGAAAGAUACCUGGAGUUUAUAUUCUGUGGGUGGGGGUGGGGAGCAGCAAACAACCAAAUAAAUAAAGAUCAUUUUGAACAGUGA
Choloepus didactylus (southern two-toed sloth) is the source of this 1041-nucleotide messenger RNA. It is a transcript of the gene SRARP, whose product is annotated as steroid receptor associated and regulated protein. The record is from RefSeq and is a predicted model, not a curated record. Lineage: Eukaryota; Metazoa; Chordata; Mammalia; Pilosa; Megalonychidae. The transcript is spliced from 2 exons. Gene Ontology annotation, cellular component: nucleus; cytoplasm. Bases 201 to 731 code for a protein of 176 amino acids. Gene Ontology annotation, molecular function: nuclear estrogen receptor binding. Gene Ontology annotation, biological process: positive regulation of intracellular estrogen receptor signaling pathway.